Molecule: messenger RNA, 354 nt
Organism: Chaetomium fimeti
Lineage: Eukaryota; Fungi; Ascomycota; Sordariomycetes; Sordariales; Chaetomiaceae
Product: cytochrome c oxidase assembly protein COX16-domain-containing protein
Exons: 2
Coding region: 1-354 (117 amino acids)
Biological process (GO): mitochondrial respiratory chain complex IV assembly
Cellular component (GO): mitochondrial inner membrane
Source: RefSeq, a predicted model, not a curated record
AUGGGCGUCUUCCCCAACCGCAAAUACCGCCCCACCUCGGGCGCGGCGGCCGACACGCUCGGGGCGCGGUACCGGGCGCAGAUGGCGCGGCGGCCGUUCCUGCUGUUCGGCCUGCCCUUCCUGAGCGUGAUCGUGGGCGCGUCCUUCGUGCUGACGCCGGCGACGGCGAUCCGGUACGAGCGGCACGACCGCCGCGUGCGCACGCUCACGCGGGAUGAGGAACUCGGGGUGGGGAGGGGCGGGAGGAAGGUGGAUAUUAGGGAGGAGUAUUACCGAUUGUCUGCCAAGGAUAACGACAACUGGGAGCAGAAGCGGGUGAAGCGGCUGAAGGGGGAGAGCGACGGUAUCCUGUGA